Messenger RNA from Corvus hawaiiensis (hawaiian crow), 1492 nucleotides. It is a transcript of the gene NMRK1, whose product is annotated as nicotinamide riboside kinase 1. NCBI's taxonomy places the organism in Eukaryota, Metazoa, Chordata, Aves, Passeriformes, Corvidae. Bases 206 to 838 code for a protein of 210 amino acids. Gene Ontology annotation, cellular component: cytoplasm. The record is from RefSeq and is a predicted model, not a curated record. The transcript has 9 exons.
GGCGGUGAAGUGCUGCAGCUGCAACUGGUGGAGGUGCGGCCGUCUGUGGCGAGCGGCGCGCAUCGCCGGGAACCUCGGCCAGCCCUGCUGUGUGGGCUCGAUACCCGUGAGAGACAUUCCCGGUCCGGGUCUGGUGCACCUGCGGGUGUCCCCGCGCGUGGGAGCCUUGCCGCGUAAAAAGGAAGAACUGAGGGGAAAACAAGCUAUGAAAGUACUGGUUAUUGGCCUUGGAGGUGUAACAAAUGGAGGGAAAACAACACUAGCAGAAAAACUUAAGAAUAUGCUUCCCAACUGUGAUAUAAUCUCUCAAGAUGACUUCUUUAAGCCAGAGUCUGAAGUAGAAACAGAUGAACGUGGAUUUAAGCUGUAUGAUGUACUUGAUGCCCUCUAUAUGGAUGAAAUGGUGACCAGUAUUCGCAAUUGGAUUAAAAGCCCAGCAAGCUCAGGUGUUGUGACAGAAGAGCCACAGAAUACAUGUGACAAUGUGAAAAGUGUUUAUAUUUUGAUUGUUGAAGGCUUUCUCCUUUACAAUUAUGAGCCACUUAAUGAACUAUGGAAUAGAAGAUAUUUUUUGACCCUUCCUUAUGAAGAGUGCAAAAGGAGAAGGAGGACCAGAGUCUAUCAGCCAGCAGAUACACCGGGAUACUUCGAUGGACACGUGUGGCCUAUGUAUCUGAAAUAUAAAAAUGAAUUGGAAGAGAAUGCAAGUAUGCAAGUUGAUUAUUUGGAUGGAACAAAAUCCCAAGAGGAGCUUUUAUCCUAUGUGUAUAGUGAUAUAAUACAGGAAUUAAACAAGUUGAGGGAAGAAAAGCAGUUGGGAAUAGAUGCUAAAAAAUGAAAACAAACCCGAAGAGAACUCCGAUUGUUGGAAAAAGAUGGGGAAAUAAGAUGUAGAGAAUGGAGAUGCAUCAUUAACAAGAUACAGUACCUAUAUUGUUCAGAGAUUGACUGGGAUGACAUAGACUACUAGACAAUAAAUCCAUGCUUCAGGCAGGAGGAAGGAAGAAGUAAUUGUUGUUAAUAUUCAUAGCUCAAGCUGAAAGUGAAAUGAAAAUGAAAUGUGAAUGAAAUGUUGUCAAUGAAAAUGUUCAGAAAGCAGGAAUGCUACACAAAUGUGAAAGCUUUGUUAUAGAAUUAGCGUAUAUAUAUUUACGCAAACUAGGAAAUUGGGAAAUUGGAUAGAUUUUGUUGCUGAAUAAGUAAUGUCUAAACUCUUUAUAUUUUCUAGACAACAGGUUACAUUUUUAUCAGCCAGAAUAAAAAUAAGGCUACAGACAUGGAAAGCAAAGGAUGGAUUAUAUUACUUGAUAGGUGACAGCUGAGCUGGUCAGUGAUUGAAAUGUAAUACUUUAUUGUAAAAGUACUAAAUCUAUAUAUAAGAAAAAAGAUGUUAUCAGGUUACAGCUGUGUUUAGCUGUGCUUAAAACAAAGUGCUUCCAAAUAUAAUUUUGUAUUAUUAUUUUGCACUAAAAAGAUUUCAUGUUUCACUUGA